This is a messenger RNA of Cyphellophora europaea CBS 101466, 747 nucleotides long. RefSeq lists its product as uncharacterized. The transcript has a single exon. The record is from RefSeq and is a predicted model, not a curated record. Lineage: Eukaryota; Fungi; Ascomycota; Eurotiomycetes; Chaetothyriales; Cyphellophoraceae. The coding region runs from base 1 to 747 and encodes 248 amino acids.
AUGAGUGACCGCGCAGCAGAGGAGCACGUUCCGCUCCCUCCUCCUGUGCGCAAGGAAGGGGAACGGUCCUCGAGUAGCGAGGAUGGCGACGGCAAGAGGAAGGAGCGUCGCCGCAAAGGCAAGUCGUAUGACAAGCGAGCACCCUUGGUGCACAACCCUCUUGACGAGGACUACCCGGUGAUCGAAGACACCUCGACACCCUCGUCUGACCGUCGCGACAGUGGUGUCUUCUCCGGCCGUGGCUCGCCCCGAAACGCCAAAUACCACGAGACCAAGGGCAAGUUCCUUCUGCCAGCCGAGCGUCGCUCGCCGGUCGAUGACAGCCACGUGCAAGAACUCACCCAGCAGUUCAACCACAUCCUCCAGAACGAGCACCUCGACAAGCUCAACGCCGAAGCCCGUGCCAACCGCCUAGAGGAACAGCUCAACCGCGCCAAAGCCGAGAUCGACCAAAACAAACGGGCUGACUACCUUGACCAGCGCGAACGCCGCAUCUCGGACCGCGAGAAGUCGCACCGUGACGAGCAGAAGCGCUUGAGCCAGACUUCACUGCGUGGCAAUCUUCCGCCACCGCGGCGUGAUGUCGUCGUCACUCAGCCGCAGCUCCCUAUCCAACCCUCCGGCGGCUACUAUGCCACUCCUCCUCCCGCUGCUGACCCGGCAGCCGAGGCGCUGGCCAAGGCAAAGUCCGACUGGAACAAGCGAAAGAGUGGCGGCGGCUACGGCGACAGGAGAAGGUCGCCAUAG